This is a messenger RNA of Dicentrarchus labrax (European seabass), 3766 nucleotides long. Its product is annotated as calcipressin-1. NCBI's taxonomy places the organism in Eukaryota, Metazoa, Chordata, Actinopteri, Moronidae. The transcript has 4 exons. Gene Ontology annotation, molecular function: calcium-dependent protein serine/threonine phosphatase regulator activity; nucleic acid binding. Gene Ontology annotation, cellular component: nucleus; cytoplasm. Gene Ontology annotation, biological process: calcium-mediated signaling. The record is from RefSeq and is a predicted model, not a curated record. The coding region runs from base 649 to 1254 and encodes 201 amino acids.
UGUGGAGCAGAAGAAGAGGGAGAGAGGGGAGAGAGAGUGAGCUUAAAAGAGGCUGAAUGACAUUUUAGGCUCUCCACACCCAAAUCUCUGGAAAAUUCCUUCAGUUUUCAGGCUGCUGCAGAGCCGGCCUACGCUGAGAGCGACUUAGGGAGGAAGGAAAACGCUGAAUAUAAGCUGGACACAGUUAAAAAGAAGAAGUAGUAGUAGAAAGAAAGCCAAACGUUAAAUGUUGGAUUCUGUAUUUCAGCUGCAGUUGCAAGUGUUGUGAGAGGAGAUCCAGACUAGAUAACCUUGGAAUUUGGGUUAGGAGGUUAUGUGUUGACCGAGGUGACUUGAAUGCAGCAUUGUGAUAUCUAACAUCGUGGACAGCUUCAAGACAGAAGAGAAACUACCACUGUACCACGACAGAAGAAGAUCCACGUGUUCUGGAAAAACUGACCUAUUUCCUGUUAAGGAGCAUCUAUUACUUUCUUCUCGUCUGUCACCCUGGGGAAGGCAACGCUCCUCCGAUCCCCCCGAUUUCCCCCUUCCUCUUCAUCAUCCUCACCAUCAUCGUCCUCGCCACCGCUGAGGACCAUUUCAGCAUCCCGUCGUGCCCUUACCUCAGGUAUUAGGUGGAAAAGGCUCCACCUCCCUGGAUCGCCCAUCAUGCACAUCAAGACCACCAAGUGUAACCGCUUCUGCCUGGUCGCCUCGGUGACCAACCACGAAGUGUUCAACCGUCCUGAGGCGCAGGCCAAUUUUGAAGCCUUGUUCCGUUCAUUCGACCCAGAGGUACAGUUCCAGUACUUCAAGUCUUUCCGGCGGGUCAGGAUCAGUUUCAGCGAUGCUCUGGCUGCGGCUGAGGCGAGACUCCGACUCCACAAGACUGACUUCAACGGCAAAGAAAUGAGACUCUACUUUGCUCAGUCUGUCCACAUAGGAAGUCCUCGGCUGGAGCCCCCAAAGCCAGAUAAGCAGUUCCUGAUCUCUCCCCCUGCCUCCCCUCCAGUCGGCUGGGAACAGUCUAAGGACGCCACACCAGUCAUCAACUACGACUUGCUGUGUGCUAUCUCAAAGCUAGGACCAGGGGAGAAGUACGAGCUCCACACCGCCACGCCCACCACCCCCAGCGUGGUCGUCCAUGUCUGUGAGGACGAGCACGGCGAGAGCUCGGCCCCCGACGACAGCGACCAAGACGACAAGCCCAGAUCCCCGCGGCCAAAGAUCAUCCAGACGCGCCGCCCUGACUACACGCCCGGAGUCGAGCAGUGAGCGACGACAAGCAGGGGGCGCAGUGUGACGGCUGUAACAUUUCAUCCUGAAGUGAUUGGUCAAGAGCUCAACACGCUCUCAGAGCUUUGAAGAAUGUUUGGGGACUUUGGGAAUGCACCUGAGGGUGCUGCGAUGUCCUGUAGACGAGCAUUUCAUAAGACGGAGAGAGAAAACAUAGUGGCGAAUGCUGCAUUCAUGUCCAGUGGGAAAAGAUAAGAGAUACGAACUUCCUAGUGGGAAAAAAAACUGUUCAGUUUAGCCAUCAAAUGAUAUGUACAUGCUCGUGAAUCUGAGGUUUUGAGUUGGAACUGAAGGAAAUAUUAGUUUUGAAGUGCAGGAAUUAACAUAUACUAAUGUUUUGAUUAUAGUGCUUCAGUACAUUGCAGGAGACAUUGCUGGAUUUUUGGUUUGUGGUGAUAUUUUGCACAAAAAAACGAAACAAAAACUGAAAUGUGCCGUGACUUAAGUUUGUGUGUUUUGUGAGAAGAAGCUGGUCAGGUGCAAAUAAAGUCCUUUUACAAGACUAUUACAGUUAUUUGAAUGUUGGUUAUUCCCACAUGACAUGAAUGCAGCAUCAUUCUGACAAUGUCAUGUUUGCGUUUUCCUCAUGUAGAGUUUGGGACUUAACAAACAGCCUGAGGAGGGAAACGACUUUUGAAUUGAUUUUAUUUUAAACAUAACUUUUUCGACUGUUGAUUUAUGCGAAGGUGCUACAUAUGUGUGUCAGUCAGCUGUAGAGUUUACACGCCGCCGGCAUGUGCUUUUUUUGCAUCUCCUUGGGUUGCGUGCUCAUGUCGCCGCUGCAGCUCCCCAUUACUCUCCACUGCUGUUUGAUGUCACAGCUUCACCUUCGCAGCUGUUUUUGUGGUGGACGUGUGGUCAAGUCAAAGCUUGCCUGACUCACAUUUUACAGGCGAGCCCCUGGUGUGUACUGCUUACAUUAAAACGUUUCAAUACGAGGAGUUUGCACCCACAGUGUUGUUCCUGUAAUGACUUCUAACAGUGUUAUCUGGGGAUUAUUUCAGUUUCGGUACUCUGCCUGUCUGUCUGUGCUUUGUAGUGUAGCUAAGAACUGUUGCUGUUUUGACAUUUAAUGAAGCUAAAUUAUGGCUUUACAAGGCUUUUUAUUUCUGAAUGUAGAACACACAACCAGCCCCUAUUCAUCUGAGGGCUUCAACUACACCAACCAUGGUAUUGUGUCGGUUAAAAAAAAAAACAAAACAGGGCUAACUACUUGGGCUAAAUAGAAUUGUGAAAGAAAAGAAAAUACAACUGAAGCACUGUUAUUCAACCUAUGACUCAGGGCCUUAUACUCUUGCUGGCCUCUUGUGGUGGGUCCUCAUUCGAUAAGAGUGCUUGUAUGUUUUAAGGAGAUUAGCGUGUUGCCUGCUCAUGUACAGGCUCUUAGCUUGUAUUACACUUGUGUGUAGGAAAACAUGCAACUGGAGUGUGUGUGUGUGGAGUGUAUGGGUCUGUUGACAGGUGUGUUUAACUGUUGCUUCCCCGUUAGCAUUGGAUGUUUGAGCCUGCUGCACACGCUGUCGUUAAAACUGCCCUUAUUAGUGUUACAUUAAAGUUCUGACAUGAUGUUGUUACACACCUACUUCUGUCUUUUAUUUGAGAUUUGUAAAACCUAAAACAUUGCAGAGAUUUUAAUUUUUUUUUUUAAUACUUCUGUGUGUGUGUGUGUGUCUGGUGAUAAAUUUGUAUUUGCACUUAGCUUAUCUGCUGUGUUCUGUUGCUUUAUUAGUUUAAUAAGAAAAGUGAGUCCAUUAAUUUUUACAUUUUAUUUGCGUCAGUGUGGGGCCCCAAAGGCUAGUUUAAAGCUAUUUUUUCAGUUAAUGUUGUGCUUCCAUGGUGCAUUUAGCUAAAUACUACAUUUGUGACAAAAGCUUCUGAUGUGGAAAACUGUCUCACAUCACAAAUCAUACGAUUGUUCAUCACUUGACACAGUUGACCUUGUUCACACAGCUCUUUUCUUUCCCUGGCCAGUAUUGUCUGUUGUCUUGGCUUGAAGAAGCUGUAUUUUACUCAUAAUGGAUCAGAUACAAGUAAAAACUGCAAUUAAAAUACAACUUUAAAUGGGUUAACAAUGAAAUGAAAGCUGCUCUUACAGGUAUCAUCAGAUGCAUCCUGUAGAAUGUAAUAAUUAGAUGGUGGGGGGGGGGAAGGUGAUUUAUCACAAUUAUUUGUAGUUCUAAGUUGCUGCAGGCUUUUGUUUUAGUUGUGAAGCCUAAAGAAAUGUCUGUUUUUCUUCUAGAGGAUCUCAUUCAAGCUAGCAUUCAUGGGAGAACGUUGGCUUGUGGAAGCAGCACUGUGAAGCACAUGACUCACUGCCAGCAAGUCAGAAAGCUCAUCUGUCCCACAUUAGAGGACGAGAGGUUGCAUAAGGCUCUGUCAGUUUAGCUACUUUUUUACUACUGGUAUUUUAAGUUCAUUUAUCUUGGGGAAAAAAAAAAAAAAAGUAAUUACCAUGAUUGAGUUACCAUUAAAUAAAGAUUUUACCAUCUCA